Haemonchus placei is the source of this 855-nucleotide messenger RNA. The record is from the annotation of a GenBank genome assembly. Lineage: Eukaryota; Metazoa; Nematoda; Chromadorea; Rhabditida; Trichostrongylidae.
AUGCAUGAAUGGUUGCAGAGACAGGUGGCGAGACGAGUGUUAAGUAGCAAUGAGAACACCGGACUCCCAUACGUCUGUCACAAGGAUUCAUUCCUGUGGUCGCAGACAGGACGGGUGUCUUCGACGGUGCUACGAAACGCUUGGGCUGCACAAGAAGGUUCGUUGCCGACCAAAGGCAGUGCAUCAGGCCAGUCAAUAUGGCCAAACAGCGAUCAGCUGUGCCGAAUGCGAUGCCCUGCCAAGGAAACGGCCGAACACAUAGUGUCCGCAUGCAACCACUGGCGUACAAAUCUCAUGUUGGAAAGACAUGACGACGUAGCCAGGGUGAUCUACCACUCGUUGAAAAAGAAGUAUAAUAUCACUUCCAGAGUGACAAACACCCACGAACCACAUAUAGUGGAGGAAGAUCAGGUGUUGAUACACUGGAAUGACCGAAUACUGACGAGUGAGAACUUGCGGCAUGACAGACCUGAUAUAUUAGUCAGGGACCUGAAAGAGAGAGUCAUAUGGAUCAUAGAGAUCUCGGUCUCUUGGUUCACAAGAAUCUCUCAACAGGAAAAGAAAAAGGUCCAAAAGUAUGCUCUGAAUAGUUGCUUGCCGGAAGAUACGGACCCCGAGGAUUUCUAUCCCGGACCGAAUCUGAAGGCAGCACUACAGGCACAGCACAGAAUGAGAGUUGAGGUCGUACCGAUCGUUAUAGGAACGAGUGGCGAAUGCUCACCCGACUUGCGACGGUACGUCAGAUUGCUGAAAUUACCUGACGGUGAUAAAGCAAUCAUUGAAAGAAUGCAAAAGUGUGCUGUACUAGGGACCAAUAGAAUAAUAAAAUGCCACAUGUCUAAUAACGACAUGUAG